AUUCCAUCGAUCGUCAAAAAGAUAUUUAUUUAGAAAACAAAUAAUAAUUGAAGCGUGUCCAAUUUUGGAGUGAGAUUUGUGGCGUCUGGUAAUGAUCUGUUGUUAGUCAAGACAAAGUGAGUGACAGACAGACUUCAACUAACUACCUUUCAUCUCCACACUCCAUCCCAUGGCAGCAAUGGCUUCUUCUUCUUCAUUCUCCAAAAUCCACACUCAUUCUUUCUCUCUCCCUACCCAAAACCACAACUCUUCAACCUCUCUCCCACUCCCAACUCUCUCCAUCAUUUCUCGCCCUCCACAUUCUCAUUCCAAAUCCAUCCUCUUCACUUCCCGACCUCCCAUAACCGCCAUUCAUGCAUCCGGCGGUGGAAUCGGAGGAGAAGGAGGCAGUGGCAGUGGCGGUGGCGGAGGAGGUGGAGGUGAUGGUGGUGAAGGUGAAUCAGAAGAUAGGGAUCGGAACAGAGAAGAAGCUUUGUUAGUACUUGCGGAAGUUGGUAAACCGUUGGAUUAUUUGCCAGCGGAUUUAGCGGAAGCGGUUAAAGCUGGACGAGUUCCUGGUUCAAUUGUGAAGAGAUUCUUUGAGCUGGAAAAAUCAAGUGUGUUUCGGUGGUUGCUUAAUUUUGGAGGGUUUAGAGAGAGAUUGCUUGCUGAUGAUUUGUUUCUUGCUAAAGUUGCUAUGGAAUGCGGUGUUGGUAUUUUUACAAAGACUGCUGCGGAGUUGGAGAAGCGCAAAGAAAACUUUACUAAAGAGCUUGAUUUUGUUUGUGCUGAUGUGGUAAUGGCCAUUGUAGCAGAUUUUAUGCUUGUGUGGCUUCCUGCUCCGACAGUUUCUCUCCGACCGCCACCUUCUGUUAGUGCUGGAGUAAUUGCAAAAUUCUUCUUUGGCUGCCCUGAAAAUGCUUUUCAGGUGGCUUUGGCUGGAACGUCGUUUUCACUUAUACAGAGAAUAGGUGCUAUUGUGCGGAACGGAGCGAAGCUAUUUGCAGUCGGGACUGGUGCAUCAUUGAUUGGUACUGGCGUAACAAACGCAUUGAUUAAUGCACGGAAGGUUGUAGAUAAAUCUUUUGCUGACGAGGCUGAGGAAGUGCCGGUAUUAUCAACGAGUGUUGCCUAUGGAGUUUACAUGGCAGUAUCUAGUAACUUAAGGUACCAAAUUCUAGCUGGAAUUAUUGAACAACGGAUUUUAGAUCCUUUGCUGCACCAAAACAAGCUUUUGUUAAGCGCAAUCUGCUUUGCUGUUAGAACCGGAAACACUUUCUUAGGCUCACUAUUGUGGGUGGAUUAUGCUCGGUGGGUUGGAGUCCAGAAGAUAAGGGAAUAGGUUUUUUCAAUUGCAAGAUAUUGUCAUGAAAUCAAUCUGGUCGAAUGUUGUGUGUUGAUUCAUGAUUGAAAUUCCAUAAUGUUGGUGUGUUGUGUUUUUUAUUGCUCUUGAGAGCGUAAUUAAUUGUAUAUCGUCGAUUAAUAAUAGUAGUCAUCAAACUCCAAGAUUCUUCAAUUACAUACAUGGUAAAAUUUGCUAGAAAGCUGCAGCAUGAGAAAAAGUAGAGUCACAUUUUUUGUGGAAGAUUGUGGCAGAGUCUCUUGAGUGUUGAUUAUUCUUAUGUGUGUAUAUUGUUUAUGCUGAAAUUACAUCGGUUGAAAACACUUUCUUCUCUUUACUUUGUUUCAAUUCCCAUUAGAUUUCCUUCA
This is a messenger RNA of Trifolium pratense (red clover), 1689 nucleotides long. Its product is annotated as protein RETICULATA-RELATED 4, chloroplastic-like. Bases 170 to 1321 code for a protein of 383 amino acids. Lineage: Eukaryota; Viridiplantae; Streptophyta; Magnoliopsida; Fabales; Fabaceae. The record is from RefSeq and is a predicted model, not a curated record. The transcript is spliced from 8 exons.